CUUCAUGGCGGGCCGGGCGCUGCCGCUGGCGCUCUUGCUCCUGCUUGCCCUGCUGUGCGCCCGGCCGAGCCUCUGCGGCACCGCUCCAGCCUCCUCCUCACAGCCCGUGACCGCUCGGCUGGCGGCGAAGUGGCCGGCGACCCCGCUGCUGCUGGAGGCGAGUGAAUUCAUUGCAGAAGAUGGUAAUGAGAAGUUUUGGCAGUUCUUGGAAACUGUACGGGAAUUAACAGUUUAUAAGCAAGGAGAUUCAGAGUAUUCCUAUUACAAUUUAAUCUUGAAAAAAGCAGGACAAUUUUUAUCCAAUUUGCAAAUCAAUCUGUUGAAGUUUGCACUUUCCAUACGGGCUUAUUCUCCAACUGUUCAGAUGUUUCAGCAGAUUGCAGCUGAUGAACCUCCACCAGAAGGCUGCAGUGCAUUUGUGGUUAUCCAUGAGAAGCACACCUGUAAGACUAAUGAAAUAAAAAAGCUGCUGAAGAAGGCUACUAAGAGACCCAGGCCAUAUCUUUUUAAAGGAGACCAUAAAUUUCCAGCUGUCAAAGAGGAUGGCCCAGUGGUUGUUCUGUAUGCAGAAAUGGGUACAAAAGACUUUGCCAAAUUCCACAAGAUUUUGUCUGAGAAGGCACAAAAGGAGGAAAUUGUUUAUGUUCUCCGGCAUUAUGUUCAGAAACCAGGUUCCAGGAAAAUGUAUUUAUCUGGAUAUAGUGUGGAACUUGCAAUAAAGAGUACAGAAUAUAAAGCAGUAGAUGACACGCAGGUUAAAGGAGCAAAUGAGACAAAAGAAGAGGAAGAUGAGGAAGAGGAAGAGGAAAGUGAUGUCCAAGGAUUUCUCUUUGGCAAAUUAAAGCAGAUAUAUCCUGAUCUGAAAAAUAACCUGAAAAAGUUUAAAAAACAUCUAAUUGAAACUACUAACAACAUGGAACCGCUGAAGGUUUGGGAGCUACAGGAUCUUAGUUUUCAAGCAGCUGCUCGAGUUAUGUCUACCCCUGUUUAUGAUGCUUUAAAGGUAAUGAAAGACAUUGCUCAGAACUUCCCAAUAAGAGCCAGGAGAUGCCAUGAAGACAUGCUAAUUCUUCAGGCUCUUAUGGUUGAAUGCGUAGUCCUUGCGGAUUUUACUGGAUUGAUAUUUUCUCGGCAUUUUCAUGAAACACUUGGAAUCCAACCUGGAGAAGCACAUUUAUUUCUAAAUGGCCUUCCUAUUGACUUGGAUUUUCAUGAUCCUUUUAGUAUCUUAGAGACUCUUAAAGUGGAAGGAAAAGUGAUGCAUGGCCUUCAUGAACUUGGAAUCAAAGAGGAGAUCCUGAGUAAAUUUAUGAGGUUGCAUAUACAUCCUACAGAUAACAGUUAUGCGCUAGAUAUUCGUCACUCUUCGAUAGUAUGGAUUAAUAAUAUAGAACAAGAUCACAGCUAUAGCACAUGGCCUGAAAGCUAUCAGGAACUGCUAAGACCCACACUUCCUGGAGUUCUGCAGCAGAUUAGACGCAAUUUACAUAAUUUGGUACUUUUUGUUGAUCCUGUCCAAGAAGAUACAGGUGAUUACAUGAAAGUGGCAGAGUUAUUCUACCAUUAUAAUGUACCACUUAGAAUUGGAAUUGUUUUCAUUUUAAAUACAAAAGAAGAAAUUGAUGGAAAUGAAGAUGCUGGAAUAGCUCUUUGGAGAAGUUUUAGUUACAUUGCGGAGGAAUAUGACACCUUUCAGGCCUUUACCUCAAUAAUUAAGAUGUACCAUGAAGUGAGAGAUGGAAGUGUUCUAACAGUAGAUGAUGUGAAAGAUGUCCUUAGAAGUGAAUACCCCAAUGCUGAUGUUCAGAGUAUACUAGGUGUUCAUUCUGAACAUGAUGAAGGGAGGAAGGCAGGAGCAACCUUUUAUAAAAGGAGUGGCCUGGGCCCAUUGCCUCAAGUGCUGUUUAAUGGCGUGCCCUUUAAUAGAGACGAGAUGGAUGUUGAAGAGUUAGAGACAGUUAUUCUUCAGAGGAUUAUUGAUGCCACCAAGUUCUUCCAGCGGGCAGUGUUCAUGGGUUUGCUAAAUGAUCACAUGAAUGCAAUAGAUUUUCUUAUGGACCAGAACAACAUAGUUUCCCGUAUAAACCCCACUAUUCUUGGAGCAGAAAGAAGAUACAUACCUUUCAGACCCACAUCUGUUCCAUUUGAUGUGGAAGACUUCUCUACUUUCUCCUUUUUGGACUCGCAAGAUAAAAGUGCUGUAAUUUCAGACAACAUGAAGUAUUUAACAAAAAAGGAUGAAGACGCAGUAUAUGCUGUUACUAUCUGGAUUAUUGCUGAUUUUGAUAAGCCAUCUGGUAGACGACUGCUUUCUAAUGCCUUGAAAAGCCUGAAAACAAGCAGUCAUACACGACUAGGGAUUUUGAACAAUCCUUCAUCAAAAAUAAAGGAAUCUAACACAGCCAUUGCAAGAGGAAUUUUGUCUGCUUUUCUAACACAAAAUAACAGCAACUUAAAAAGUUUCCUCAGUAAACUCAGUAAGGAAGAGACAGCAAAAUCCCUUGCUGCUGGAACUAAAAUUACUAAAUUCCUCAUCCCAGGAAUGGAUGGCAAUACUUUUGAGAAGAAGUACAACACUUUAGGACUGGAUUUAAUUAAAACCCACCAGAUGUUCUGCCAGGAGGUUCUUAAACUGCUUCCUGGGCAAAUGGCUGUUAUGAGCAAUGGCAGGGUACUGGGUCCUUUAGAUGAAAAUGAAUUCUAUGCAGAAGACUUUGAUUUGUUAGAAAAGAUAACAUACAGUACCUCUGCAGAGAAGAUUAAAGCUCUUGUCAAAGAGAUGGGAAACAGCAGUAAAAGUGGCAGUGAUUUGAUUAUGAAAAUAGAUGCCCUGCUGUCAUCUUUGCCUAAAACAGAGACGAGACAGGAUGCUGAAUUACUUAAAGAGCAGCACAGCGUAGUAAAAGUCGACCCCCAACAAAACGAACCAUUCUAUGAUGUUAUUGCUAUUGUGGAUCCAUUGACAAGAGAAGCACAGAAGAUGUCUCAUUUAUUGAUUGUACUCAAGGACGUUAUCAAUAUGAAGCUCAGGUUAUUUUUGAAUUGCAAAUCUAAGCUGUCAGAACUGCCACUGAAGAGCUUCUAUCGGUUUGUUCUGGAACCAGAAUUAAAUUAUGGGAUUAACAAACACCUUCCUUCUGAACCUGUGGCAAAAUUCCUAGAAUUGCCAGAAUCGCCUCUUUUGACUCUAAACAUGAUCACUCCAGAAAGCUGGUUGGUUGAAGCAGUAAACAGUUCCUGUGAUCUCGAUAACAUUCAUUUACAGGAGGUAAAAGGGGCAGUUAUAGCAGAAUAUGAACUGGAAUAUAUAUUGCUUGAAGGGCAUUGCUUUGAUGUGACAACUGGACAACCUCCUCGAGGGUUACAGUUCACUUUGGGCACAAAGAAUAAUCCUGUCGUGGUUGAUACUAUUGUGAUGGCCAACCUUGGAUAUUUUCAGCUGAAAGCAAAUCCAGGCGCUUGGACACUGAGGUUGCGUAAAGGAAGAUCUGAAGAGAUUUAUCAGGUUUUUUCCCAUGAAGGAACAGAUUCUGUUGCUGACCUGACAGACAUUAUUGUGGUAUUAAACAACUUCAGAAGCAAAAUUAUCAAAGUUCAAGUACAGAAAAAGCCUGAUAAAAUGAAUGAAGAUCUCCUUACAGAUGGAACAGGAAAAUAUGGAAAUCUGGAAUCAGUUACAAGAUUUUCAGAAGAAAUUCCAACAGAAGAGAAGGAAAAGAAAAGUGAUAUUCUUAACAUUUUUUCUGUUGCUUCAGGCCAUUUAUAUGAACGUUUUUUAAGAAUUAUGAUGCUUUCUGUCCUACGUCAUACAAAAACACCAGUUAAAUUUUGGUUUCUGAAAAACUACCUCUCCCCUACAUUUAAGGAUGUUAUUCCUCACAUGGCUAAAAAGUAUGGUUUCAGCUAUGAGUUAGUACAGUAUAAGUGGCCCCGCUGGCUUUAUCAACAGACAGAAAAACAGAGAAUUAUCUGGGGCUACAAAAUUCUUUUCUUGGAUGUUCUUUUCCCUUUGGCUGUGGAUAAAAUAAUAUUUGUCGAUGCUGACCAGAUUGUGAGAAGUGACCUGAAAGAACUCAGAGAUCUAGAUCUAAAUGGAGCUCCCUAUGGAUACACACCUUUCUGUGACAGCCGUAAGGAAAUGGAUGGGUACCGUUUCUGGAAAUCAGGAUACUGGGCAUCACAUCUUGGGAAAAGGAAAUACCAUAUUAGUGCCUUAUAUGUUGUGGAUCUGAAGACGUUCAGAAAGAUUGCAGCUGGAGACAGGCUUCGGGGCCAGUACCAGGCUCUUAGUCAAGAUCCAAACAGUCUGUCAAAUCUAGAUCAGGAUCUCCCCAAUAACAUGAUUCAUCAAGUAGCCAUUAAGUCUCUCCCUCAGGAGUGGCUUUGGUGUGAAACCUGGUGUGAUGAUCAGUCCAAGAAAAAGGCUAAAACAAUAGACUUGUGCAACAAUCCCCAAACCAAAGAACCAAAAUUAGAGGCUGCUGCCCGGAUAGUUCCUGAAUGGGUUGACUACGACUCUGAGAUACGAAAGUUAAUACAGCAAAUUGAAAAAGAGAAGAAAAAUCUAACAUCGUUAUUUCAAAAAGGUCUUAAACAUGAUGAACUUUAGCACAGCCCUUGAACAACAAUGGUGACAACUCAAUAGUCUUUGGGAAAAGACUGAAGGGGAGUUACAAAUGUUACAAUGGCACUAUUUGCAACAUUCUUUAAUGUUAAGUCAAAUAUUUUAUAACUUAUAGUGUUAUUUAAAACAUUUUAAAUGCAGUACAAAACCGAGAAAUCCACAGGUACUUGGGGUUGUGGCUUUUUUUACCCAGUAUGGAGUUUGGUUUUCUUUUCCUUCUUUAAAGUACAGUUUGCCCAGAGGAUUUUAGAAUAUGAAGAAAGAGGUGUUCAGCUUCUCAAAGAUACGUUGUCAGUCUGGGGGAGGACCAUACACAUUAAAUAUGUACAUGAAAACUGGUUUGUGCAUAUUACAUGCAUUAAGUUUAUGUAUUAAAACAUCAAGAGUUUUGGUUAUAUGUCUAUAGUUUUGUCCCUGGAGAACUGCUGUGGUCACAAGAAAGAAUCUCAGUGUAGCAAAGAUAAGACACAGAAAAUAACUUUAGUAAUUUAGACCACACAAAGAUAAGUCAACUUGGAAGCUAAAAACAAGGAAUGACACUUUUCAUUUAUUGUGCAGGAUUGCUGCACUCUUACAAAUUUUAAAAACUAAGUUUUGAUUCUUAGGCUCCUUUUGGUCACUUAAAUAGUGUGUCAUAAAAUUCCAUUAUGACUUUGGUUAAGGUGGUUUUCCAACCAGCACACAUUGCAUCAGAAGGUCAGUACCUGAAAGCUGUUUCUACUUGGUUUUGAUUAUCAUCAUCCUGUUUAAAACUGAAAAUAAAAUAAUAAAAUAUGUGAGUAUUUUUGAUUAUCA
This is a messenger RNA of Pipra filicauda (Wire-tailed manakin), 5419 nucleotides long. It is a transcript of the gene UGGT2, whose product is annotated as UDP-glucose glycoprotein glucosyltransferase 2. Gene Ontology annotation, cellular component: endoplasmic reticulum. NCBI's taxonomy places the organism in Eukaryota, Metazoa, Chordata, Aves, Passeriformes, Pipridae. The record is from RefSeq and is a predicted model, not a curated record. The transcript is spliced from 39 exons. Gene Ontology annotation, molecular function: UDP-glucose:glycoprotein glucosyltransferase activity. The coding region runs from base 5 to 4609 and encodes 1534 amino acids.